AAGACAAGACAAAUCAAAGGGUCGGAGGCAAAACAGCUCCCUGAGCUCUGAACGCCUUUCCCUCCCUCCUUCUUUUCCUCCCAUCCACUCACUCUCCCUCCCUUGUUCACAGUCCAGCCUCUGUCUAGGGAAGAGGCUUUCAAGCAGCCUUAGAUGAUUAUGGAUUUUCUGAGCGAGAAGUUUGCCCUGAAGAGCCAGCCGAGCAAGAACAGUGACUUCUACAUGGGAGCAGGAGGCACUUUGGAGCACGUUAUGGAAACUUUGGACAAUGAAUCCUUUUAUAGCAAAACGUCAGGCAGCAAAUGCGUACAGGCCUUCAAUCCUCUGCAAAGGGCUGAGCAUCAUGUGAGGCUGGAGAGGACAUCACCCUGCCAGGACAACGUGAACUACGGGAUUACUAAAGUGGAAGGACAGCCUCUUCACACAGAGCUGAGCAGGCCCAUGGACAAUUGCAACAAUCUUAGGAUGUCUCCAGUGAAAGGGAUGCAGGAGAAGGGGGACCUGGAUGAACUUGGUGAUAAGUGUGACAGCAAUGUCUCCAGUAGUAAGAAGAGAAGACACAGAACAACUUUCACCAGUUUGCAGCUGGAGGAACUGGAGAAAGUAUUCCAGAAAACUCACUACCCUGAUGUCUAUGUAAGAGAACAGCUAGCUCUGAGAACAGAGCUCACUGAGGCCAGAGUCCAGGUUUGGUUCCAGAAUCGAAGAGCAAAAUGGAGGAAAAGAGAACGCUAUGGUCAGAUCCAGCAAGCUAAGAGCCAUUUUGCUGCCACAUAUGAUAUAUCUGUUCUUCCAAGGACUGACAGCUACCCUCAGAUUCAGAACAAUCUGUGGGCAGGGAAUGCGGCUAGCGGUUCUGUGGUUACUUCCUGCAUGCUGCCACGAGAUACGUCCUCCUGUAUGACACCUUAUUCCCAUUCACCCCGGACAGAUUCUGGCUACACAGGCUUUUCAAACCACCAGAAUCAGUUCAGCCACGUGCCCCUCAAUAAUUUUUUCACUGACUCAUUACUUUCUGGGGCAACCAAUGGACAUGCAUUUGAAACCAAGCCAGAGUUUGAAAGGAGGUCCUCCAGCAUUGCAGUUCUACGGAUGAAAGCCAAAGAGCAUGCAGCCAAUAUUUCCUGGGCCAUGUAAUAUAGCAGUACCCUUUCUCAGUUUCUUUUUUUUGAUAGCAAACUAGAACCAUUUUUAUUUCCCAUAUUUAAAGGGAAAAAAAAUAAGCUGCUGUGUGUGGAAUGCUAGAAAUCACAAUAUACACGAUGUCUGCUUAAACAAAUGCAAUAUAAUAUUUAACAAUAAAACAAGAAUAAACCAAAUAGAUUUACCAUACGUCAAGCUCAACAAGCCCUCUUUGUUUUGGUUUUUAUAUGUAGGUAUGUUUUGUUGUACCAGUUGAUGAAAUAUGAUUAUAGAACCUGCAAAAAAGAAUAAAACUACUAAGCAAAUA
Messenger RNA from Lepidothrix coronata (blue-crowned manakin), 1450 nucleotides. RefSeq names its product ALX homeobox 1 (gene ALX1). Lineage: Eukaryota; Metazoa; Chordata; Aves; Passeriformes; Pipridae. Bases 154 to 1137 code for a protein of 327 amino acids. The transcript has 4 exons. The record is from RefSeq and is a predicted model, not a curated record. Gene Ontology annotation, molecular function: DNA-binding transcription activator activity, RNA polymerase II-specific; RNA polymerase II transcription regulatory region sequence-specific DNA binding. Gene Ontology annotation, biological process: positive regulation of transcription by RNA polymerase II; negative regulation of DNA-templated transcription; embryonic skeletal system morphogenesis.